UUGCGGCAUUUGAGUGAUAUAAGAGAGAAGAAAAAGGUAAAUAAGGAUUCUAAUUUGUGUAUUUUUGCUCUUUUCGCUAAAUGUCGCUGGUAAAGUGGGCCAGAUUCACCCGGAGAUGCUACUCCACUAGCCCUAAGUCGCACUUCCUGUUGGAAAAUCUCAAGAGCAGAGCACUAAUUCGCGUCUCCGGAGCUGAGAGUGGCGCCUUCCUGCAAGGCCUUAUCACAAACGACGUGCGGCACUUGGAGAAUGGGGCGCCCGGAAUGUUCGCCAUGGUGCUUAACAAGGCUGGGAGAGUUCUCUAUGAUACCCUCAUCUAUCACCCAACACCGGAGACAUUCUUACUAGAGUGCGACACAGAUAUUUUGCAAGAGUUGCGAAAGCAUUUGCUACUCUUUCGCGUCCGGAAGAAGAUUUCCAUUGAUUCCCUGGAGUCAGAGAUGAGUGUGUGGGCAUCAUUCAAAGCUCAAGGACAUGACGGUGAUGUUCCCGUGAGAGAGGCUCUGGAAAAUGGGAUAAUUUGCCAGGAUCCACGACUUAAAGACUUGGGAUACAGAAUUCUAGUCCCGAAAUCCACGAUUCCUGACACUUCAGGGCAAUGUGAUGUGGUGGAAGAUGAGUACAGGAGUCAUAGAUAUGGUCUGGGUGUUGGAGAGGGAAUAAUUGAGCAUCCGCCGGCCAAAUGCUUCCCACUGGAAGCCAACUGUGACUACUUGCACGGCCUCAGCGUGCACAAGGGAUGCUAUUUGGGCCAGGAAUUCACAGCCAGGACUUACCACACGGGCGUUGUGCGGAAGAGAUUGAUGCCAGUGACCAACUCCAAACAAAUUCCGGAUAAGCUGGACACGAAUGUGGAAAAUGAGGAAGGAAAGAACCUCGGGAAGCUCAGAGGAGUGGCCAAAGACAAUGCUUUAGCGCUCCUUCGCGUAGAUUCUGCCCUGGCAGCUAAGAAAAUCCUCAUUGGCGGAACAGAAGUGUUCACGAAGAAACCUUCCUGGUGGCCUCAAGAGAUGUCAAAGACUCAGUAGAUGAAGAAUUGUCUGCUCAUGGCGGAAGCGGAGAAAUCGGAGGGUGAUAGAAAACGUCCUGAAGAAAAGCCC
Molecule: messenger RNA, 1100 nt
Organism: Phlebotomus argentipes
Lineage: Eukaryota; Metazoa; Arthropoda; Insecta; Diptera; Psychodidae
Product: putative transferase CAF17 homolog, mitochondrial
Exons: 2
Coding region: 81-1028 (315 amino acids)
Cellular component (GO): mitochondrial matrix
Molecular function (GO): protein binding
Source: RefSeq, a predicted model, not a curated record